AUGAUGAUGAUGCAAGAAGUAUUUCGCGAUGAUUCGAAUCGAUCAAUGAACUAUACAAAAAUUGAUCAUUGUCAAGAUAAUAUUUCGAUUGAUAAUGAUGACUAUUACAAACAGAUUAUACAUUCAACUAAACAAAGACAUUCUAAUCAAGAGAUUAAGCUACAGAUAAUCGUAGCAAAUCGGAUUCACUUAAUUUUGUUUAUAUUUUUAUUCUUAACAUGCCAAACAUCUUCUUUACCUCUCUAUCAAACACCUUCAGUCAAUUACAAUCAACAAGGAUUACCUGUUGCUAUGGUUCAAUUAUCUGAUGGUUCAGUGUAUCCUCAACAACCCUACAAAUUUUAUCGACGUAUUCCAAAUCAACAAAUAAACGGUAUUCCGAUGUAUUCGAAUGCAGUUGCUGUACAAGUUCAACAACCGCCAACAGUAGUUCUUCAAACUCCUAAUCAACAACAAUUCACGUUACAAAUAAGACGCGAACGGCAACGUCGAGCAAUGAUUGAUAGAAUGGUUACAUUAUUCGAUGAUGAUGGGAAUGGCCAACUGACGAAAGACGAGUUAUAUUCAAUGGCUUUACGUUCAAAUAUCUUUCCAAAAAUUCAUUACUAUUUGAAACAGACACCAAUCUAG
This is a messenger RNA of Adineta ricciae, 630 nucleotides long. The record is from the annotation of a GenBank genome assembly. NCBI's taxonomy places the organism in Eukaryota, Metazoa, Rotifera, Eurotatoria, Adinetida, Adinetidae.